This is a messenger RNA of Pararge aegeria (speckled wood butterfly), 3947 nucleotides long. RefSeq names its product linear gramicidin synthase subunit C-like. Gene Ontology annotation, biological process: long-chain fatty acid metabolic process; fatty-acyl-CoA biosynthetic process. Lineage: Eukaryota; Metazoa; Arthropoda; Insecta; Lepidoptera; Nymphalidae. Gene Ontology annotation, molecular function: long-chain fatty acid-CoA ligase activity. The transcript has 17 exons. Gene Ontology annotation, cellular component: mitochondrion. The record is from RefSeq and is a predicted model, not a curated record. The coding region runs from base 1 to 3381 and encodes 1126 amino acids.
AUGUUGCUGCCAAGAGUGUUUAGUAGAGUAUUAGGAAAUAGAUUGUGUUUUAUGAAAAUGAAACACAUUUGGACUGGUGACGGGACCGUGAGGUCGCCCUUUAACGACGUGGUUAUACCUGAUGUAACAAUCACUGAAUACGUCUGGAAAAAUUUGGACAAGUGGUCCGAUAAAACCGCAGUGAUCUGUGGCGUUACCGAUAGAAAGUAUACUUACAUACAGUUGUAUAGACAGUCCCAAAUAUUCGGUGCAGGUUUGAGGAAAAAGUUCAAAAUCAAGGAUGGUGAUGUCGUUGUUGUUAUGUUACCUAAUUCACCGGAAUAUCCCACUGUAGUGUUGGGCGUCCUCACUUCUGGUGGAAUAGUUUCAACCUUAAAUCCACUUUACACUGUUUAUGAAGCUCAGAAACAAAUUUCAACGUCCGAAGCUAAAUUAAUUGUGACUUAUCCAGAAAAAGUUAAUGAAGUAAAGGAAGUAUUAAAGAUUUGCAAGUUAAACAUACCUGUUAUAGCUGUUGAUAUCGAUAAAACUCGACCAGAGGAUACUGUUUCUUUUAAAGAACUAAUUAGUGACACCGAUGUAGAUAAACAUGUUCUAAGAGAAGUUAAAAGAUCUGCUCAGGAUACGUCCCUUUUGCUGUAUUCAAGUGGUACAACAGGGCUCCCUAAAGCUGUGGAGCUUACGCAUAGAAAUAUUGUUGCUAAUUUAGAACAGCAAAGUGGCGAUGAGUUCAAGAAGUUCAACGAUACAACUGAAACAAAUCAAGACAUUACACUCGCUUAUUUGCCGAUGUUUCAUUGCUACGGGUUAUCAGUGAUUUGUUUAAGCAAACUCUCAGUAGGCUUAAAACUGGUGACCCUUCCAAGAUUUAACCCCGAUACGUUUUUAAAUGCAUUGGAAAAGCAUAAAUUUGGCCUAGUGUACGUGGCACCUCCUACAGUAUUAUUCCUAGCUUCAAGCCCUCUAGUAAAACCCAAACAUUUUGAGAAGCUGCAGAACGUGUUAACAGGUGCCGCACCUCUACCUCUCGCUGAUGUGGAAAGAUUUCUGAGUAAAUUGGACCAUGAAGUUAACUUCGGCCAGGUUUACGGCUGUACUGAAGCCGGUCCCGUAGUGACAUCAACACCUAAUGGCUGUAAGAACUACAGUUCAGUUGGAUGCGCUUUACCUAACUGUACAUUAAGAGUUGUUGACACGGAAAUGAGUAAUUUAGGUCCCAAUGAGUUGGGAGAGUUGCUGAUCAAAGGGCCAAAUGUGAUGAAAGGGUAUAUAAAUAACCCACAAGCAAAUUCCCAGGUGUUUGUUGAUGGCUGGUUAAGGAGUGGUGAUUUGGCAAAGAUCGAUGAAUAUGGAUAUGUUACCAUAGCUGACAGACUAAAGGAAUUAAUAAAGGUAAACGCAUAUCAAGUUCCACCAGCGGAAUUAGAAAACAUUAUAAGGGAACACCCAGCAGUGUUUGAUGCAGCAGUAGUUGGGAUACCGGAUGAAAAGACCGGAGAAAAGCCGAAAGCUUUUGUAGUACUAAAUAAAAGUUCUAAUGCCAGUCAAAAAGAUAUAAUGGAAUACGUUAGUGCAAGAGUGGCACCAUAUAAAAGGAUAAAAGAAGUUCAGUUUUUAGAUGACAUUCCGAAGAACCCUUCUGGGAAAAUUUUAAGAAGAGUUUUAGCUCAGUCUGAUAAAGAGGUGAUAGUGGAGAAGCCAAAUAUGUUGCUAACUAAAGUGUUAAGUAGAGUAACGAAGAAGAGAGUUUGUGUUGCAAAAAUGAAACACGUUUGGACGGUUGAUAAUAUUGUGAGAUCGCCAUUUGACGAUGUAGUUGUCCCUGAGGCCACAAUAACUGAAUAUGUAUGGCAUAAUUUGGACAAAUGGGCCGAUAAAACGGCAAUGAUAUGUGGAGUAACGGAUAGGAAGUACACCUACUCGCAAUUGUACAAACAAUCCCAAAUAUUCGGCGCAGGUCUGAGGAAAAAGUUCAAAAUCCGUGAUGGCGAUGUGGUUUGUGUUAUGUUGCCUAAUUCACCAGAGUAUCCCACUGUCGUAUUGGGGAUUCUUACAGCUGGGGGAUUAGCCACAACAGUUAAUCCUGUUUACACUGUUUAUGAAACCAAUAAACAGAUUGUAUCAUCCGAUGCUAAACUAAUUGUAACUGAUCCAGGGCAUGUAUUAGUAGUAAAAGAAGCUCUAAAGCAAAGUAAGUUGAACAUACCAGUAAUAGUUCUCGAUGUUGAUGAAGCGCGACCUGAGGAAACUGUUUCUUUUAAGGAAAUAAUUAAUGACAGCCAUUUGGAUAUGGAUGUUUUGAAAGAAGUUAAGAGAUCUGCUCAGGAUACUUCCCUUUUGCUGUAUUCAAGCGGCACUACAGGGCUUCCUAAAGGUGUCGAGCUGACGCAUAGAAAUAUUGUAGCCAACUGUGAACAACAAAACGAAAAUCUAAUUCAGAAAUUCAGUGACACAACAUCAACAAAUCAAGAUAUAACCCUCGCCUAUCUUCCGAUGUUUCACUGCUAUGGUAUAUCAAUUGUCACUCUGCAUAAACUGUCAGUUGGUCUGCAACUUGUGACACUUCCAAAAUUCCAACCAGAGACGUUCGUGAAUACAUUUGUAAAACAUAAAAUUUCUUCAGUUUAUAUGGCUCCUCCAACAGUUCUAUUCCUUGCAUCAAAUCCAGAAAUGAAAACAAAACACUUCGAAAAACUGCAAUAUGUUGUUGUAGGGGCAGCACCUUUACCAUUACCAGACGUGGAGAGAUUCUUAAGUAAAAUGGACCAUGAAGUGCAUUUUGGCCAAGGCUACGGCAUGACGGAGGCCUCACCGAUGGUGACAUUAUCACCUAAUAGUUGCACGAAAUAUAGUUCUUCGGGUAAUGCCUUGCCAAACUCUGAACUGAAAAUAGUCGACACUGAUAUGAAAAGCUUGGGUCCUAAUGAGUUGGGAGAGUUGCUGAUCAAGGGACCAAAUGUGAUGAAAGGCUAUAAAAAUAAUCCAAAGGCAAAUUCAGAGGUGUUUGUUGAUGGCUGGUUGAGGAGUGGUGAUUUGGCGAAGAUAGACGAAGAUGGAUAUGUUUUCAUAGCUGAUAGAUUAAAGGAACUGAUAAAGGUGAACGCCUACCAAGUUCCACCAGCAGAAUUAGAGAGCAUUAUAAGGGAACACCCAGAAGUUUUCGAUGCAGCAGUAGUGGGAAUACCAGAUGAUAAGACAGGAGAAAAGCCCAAAGCAUUUGUCGUACUUAAUAAAGAUUCCAGUGCUAGUAAUAAAGAUAUCAUGGAAUAUGUUAAUACUAAAGUGGCACCUUAUAAAAGACUUAAAGAAGUUGAGUUCCUUGAAGAUAUCCCGAAGAAUCCAUCUGGAAAAAUUUUAAGAAGAGUACUUGUUCAAAAGUAAAUUUCAGUCCUUCGGUCUAGAGUGCUGUUUAUAUUGAAAUAAAUAAUCAAUGUUGAGCUGAUGCGAGAACCAUGUACUAAUUUGAUGAAACAAUGCAGGGGUAUAUAAUGUAAACAUGUUUAUGUUUAGAAGUUCAUGGAGUUAAGAAAAUAGUCUAGAAAAAGAUGAAAAAUGUAUCUCUCCUAGAGAAAAGCACACAAAUAAUUAAAUAUAAUUUAAUAUUAUUAUGUUACGAUCAUAUCACACUGGAUUUAGUCUAUUUCGAUACAAGCAUGGUGAAUGAUGUGUGUGACAGCACUCUUAGAAAAUUGUCUUAGUAGAAUGAAGAAGAUGCAAAAUCUGGGAAAUAAUUGUGACAUGUGAUGAAACGUGAUAAAUCUCUGCCGUAAUUAUUGUAAGCAAAAACCACAAUACCUUUCCUCACUUUGAAGACAGUUUGCAAGUAAGAACAAUUAAUUUCAAAGGAAGUGUUAACAUUUCUUAAGGUCUAAUUUCGGGAGUUCUAUCUCAAAUCCAUAAAUAUUUAGAUAAUAAGGAAAGUACUACGAUUAAAUAAAUAACUAAUA